AAAAAAAAAAAAAGAAAAAACAACAACAACUGUUUAUUGUAAUUUUUUUAGUUUCGAAUUAUUUUUCACGAUAAAUAAAUAAACGUUCAUAAAUAAAGCAAUGUGAUUUAUAAUUAAGAAAUAAACUGUAAUGAUGUAAUUACAUUAUAUUCUGUGUGUAACUUUUAUUAUACAAUUUUAACUGAUAACUGUCUCGCCACUGCUGUUCUUAUGCAUCCUAUAUUAAAUAAUAUAAUUUUUCCUUUGUGAAAUAAUUAAAUAACAUACUAAAAAUUAUAUCGUUAGUUAGUGUAUAAAUUGUUUCCUUUUAAUAUUUUUUUUAGUUAAUUUUUAUAUUUAUGUGCUUACAAUGAAUACAAGAAAAUAUCAAUUAGAUAACUAUACCAAGUUCCUGCUGACCAGAAAUACUGCAACAUCAGCUUUAACAAAUCAUAUAGAGAUCUGUCUAUCGAACGAAGAAGAUAUCUCCAAACAUUAUUUUCAUAAAUUUAUGGUGCACAAUUGGUCUGCCAGUGCUAGAAUGCUCUUUGAUACAAUGAGUGAAUAUUAUUCAACAACUUUGAUACCAGUAAAUUAUACAUCCCAAGGUGACAUCGCCAGUUUUUACUCGAGUAGCCUCACCUUUGUGUUAAAGAUCAUAAAAUUUAAUUUUAUGUUCCCAUUCCAAAGGAAUAUGUAUAAUGUUGACAUACUUUUGAAUGACAAAACUUCAGUACAAUGCUUUGAGAACAGAGUAUCAGUGGAGGACAUAGUCAGUAGUGUUGUGAGCAAUCGUUUCAAUGAAAAGCUUGAAUUGGAUUUAUCAAAUAUCUGUUCUGAUCCAGAAUUUGUUGAGAGGAAAAUAUGUUUUUACAAAAUUGGUCUGCUAAAUAAUUUUAAAAUACUCAUGAUUAGAAUGGGCCGAGAUGCAAAAAUUUUAAACCUAAGCUAUAAUAAUUUAAGUGAACUCCCGAAUGAUAUAAUGAAUUUUUUCACAAAAGGAAACUUAGUUGCCAUUAAUUUAAGUUACAAUAAUAUCAUGUCUCUUGCCGACAUACAUAGACCCAGUAGUAAAAUAGAAAAAAUAUGGCUAGAAGGUAACCCAGUAUGUGAGGACAUCGAUCCAGAAGUCUAUGUCAAACAGCUCAUUGUCAAGUUUCCGAGAGUUACUGAAAUUGAUGGAAUAAAGUUGUAUUCACACGGAUUCAUGUAUCCAUUCUCCAGGAAUUAUAUGAUGACAAAUGAAAAGUACUCCAAAAUGGUUGUGGAGAAGUUUUUAACGCUUUAUUACUCGCAUUACGACACGUGUCCACGGAAAAUAGACUCAUUUUACGAUAAAGGUGCAGUAUUGACCAUAUCAACAUCAUUUAAUGAAUCGGAGCAACAGAAAUUAAAUGCUUGUUACAAACACUACACUCGAAACGUGUUGGACCCUGAGAAAAGAAAAUUGGUAUUGGCGUACAAAAAAUAUUACACCAAAGAGAAUGCUAUAUAUAACGCUCUAAACAGUUUUCCAGCUUCCACUCAUGAUCCGGCCACGUUUUGCGUAGAUGUUCCUAUACACAAUAAAGACAUGCUGAUGAUAGUUAUAGACGGAAUUUACAGAGAAAAAGACGAAAAAAAUUUUACCUCUGAAAAUACAUAUUUAUAUUUUCAAUUUAGAAGAACUUUUAUGUUUAAAAUACUAACAAACCUCAACAAACAGGAAUACUUAAUUACUCAUGAUAUGUUCAGUAUAAGCAGCGCAACUAAGGAACAGAUUGAAAACAGUUUUAAGAUACCAAUAAGAAACAUGAAUAUUUUGGCGCUAACAAAUCCAGAUCCUGAAGAGAUAGAAACAGUCUCCAAAGCUUUUUCGCAUUUGACACAACUUAAAAAGGAAGAGGCUAAGCUGCGAUUGAAAGCCAACGACUGGGAUUUCAAGAAAACGUUACAAAUAUUUAUGGCAGAAUUGAGAGCUGACAAAAUUUCCGAGGAUAGAUUCAUAAUGGAUGGUGAUGAUUUUUCAGAUAUAUCUACUUUAAGUGAUGUUGACUAAAUAAAGUAUUAUAGUAAUUAAA
Galleria mellonella (greater wax moth) is the source of this 2039-nucleotide messenger RNA. Its product is annotated as nuclear RNA export factor 1-like. The record is from RefSeq and is a predicted model, not a curated record. Gene Ontology annotation, cellular component: nucleus. Lineage: Eukaryota; Metazoa; Arthropoda; Insecta; Lepidoptera; Pyralidae. Gene Ontology annotation, biological process: poly(A)+ mRNA export from nucleus. Bases 350 to 2017 code for a protein of 555 amino acids. Gene Ontology annotation, molecular function: protein binding; RNA binding. The transcript has 10 exons.